Messenger RNA from Drosophila willistoni, 1526 nucleotides. It is a transcript of the gene Jheh2, whose product is annotated as juvenile hormone epoxide hydrolase 1. The record is from RefSeq and is a predicted model, not a curated record. The transcript has 4 exons. Bases 83 to 1474 code for a protein of 463 amino acids. Lineage: Eukaryota; Metazoa; Arthropoda; Insecta; Diptera; Drosophilidae. Gene Ontology annotation, biological process: epoxide metabolic process. Gene Ontology annotation, molecular function: epoxide hydrolase activity.
CUUUCGUGCCGGGUGGACGCGUUUAGUAGUAGUUUAUUUAUAUAUAUACUAUACAUAGAUAUUUCUGAUCCCCUGAUACAUUAUGGCAGGGGUGGGUAGCACUUUGGUUCGUAUAUCAGUUGCAGGCAUUGCAAUUUUAUUUUUCGUUGGCUAUAAAAACUAUCGGGACUUAUCAGCUCCUGGCAAGAGACCCGAUUUAGAUACAGAAGCCUAUUGGGGUCCUGGAGACAAAGCCUUGUACAAAGAGAACAAGGCGAUAUUGCCAUUUGAUAUAAGUGUUGAUCCAGCAAUCAUAACCGAUUUGAAGGGCCAACUGAGUCGACCUUUGAAAUUGCAAGAACCUUUAGAGGGUGUUGGAUUUCAAUAUGGCUUCAAUUCCAAAGAACUGCGUAAUGUGGUGAAAUACUGGCGUGACACUUAUCUAAACAAAUGGAGCGAACGCGAGGAGUAUCUUAAGAAAUUUGAACAUUUCCAAACAGAGAUUCAGGGACUCAAAAUGCACUUCAUCCACGCUAAGCCCACCAAGACGACUGGCAAAAAAGUGUUGCCCCUUUUAUUGAUGCACGGCUGGCCGGGCACAGUGCGUGAAUUUUACGAUUUCAUACCAUUGCUGACCACCCCGAACGAUAAGAGUGAUUAUGUAUUCGAGGUGAUUGCACCCAGUCUGCCCGGCUAUGGUUGGUCUCAGGGCUCCUCUAAGACAGGACUCGGUGUGGCUCAAGUUUCGGUGAUUAUGCGCAAUCUGAUGUUACGUCUGGGAUUCCAAAAGUAUGUGAUUCAAGGCGGCGAUUGGGGUUCUCUUAUUGGGUCAAAUCUGGCGUCUUUGUUCCCUGAGAAUGUUCUGGCCUAUCAUUCGAAUAUGUGCAGCAAUAACAGUCCCAUGGGUAGCAUUCAAUUGAUUCUGGCAUCCAUAUUUCCCAGUUACUUUUUGGAUAGUCAACAUGCUCACUUCUAUAAGGGAGCGGGUGAUUUGUUUGCCCACAUUCUGGAAGAGAUGGGCUAUGCCCAUAUACAAGCCACUAAACCAGAUACUGUGGGUAGUGCCUUGGUGGAUAAUCCAGUGGGACUUGCUGCCUAUAUCAUUGAAAAGUUCUCCACUUGGACGAAUCCCGCUUUUAGAAAUCUUGAAGAUGGUGGCCUCACGAAACGUUUUACCUAUGAUCAGCUAUUGGACAACAUUAUGAUAUACUAUGUGACAAAUUCUAUAACCACAUCGAUGCGUCUAUAUUCGGAAUCGAUGAACAAGUCCCAGUUGGGUCUGAAUGUGGAUUCAGUACCCAUUCAGGCCAAGGCUGGUUGUGCCCACUUCUUGCACGAAUUGGCCCAUACAUCCGAUAAGCAAUUGGCCAAUAAGUUCCCAAAUCUUAUCCAUACCACACAUUACACAGACGGUGGACAUUUUCCAGCCUUUGAAUUGCCCGAGACUCUAUAUGCCGAUUUUACGGCAUUCAUUAAAAAAGCAGCUUUAGUUUAAGUUUACAUGUUUGGCGUUGGUUUACGAAAUAAACAAGAAAUAAAUAAAUAAA